AUGAAGUUGACGCCGAUUCCCAAAAAGAAAGGAGCAAGAGGCAACAAACACCUUGUACAAAAAGGCAAACGCCGCGGCGAUCCAGAAGCGGGCGCGGGUGAGACCCGCCCUUCAAAGCUCCAGAAGAAGCUCGCCGCCCGCCGUAGCGGCAUCGACCCCGACGGCUCCCGCAGCAGGAGGAAGAAGUCGCUGCGGGACCUGCCAGAGUGGUUCCUGGUCGACGUGUUCCUCACAGAGAGCAACUUUAGCUUCCCGCGCUGCAGCGGCUUCAUCGGCCGCAUCCUCUCCCACCCGUAUGUCUUCCGCCGCCUGAUAGCUGAGGCGUUUGCCCCGACCUGGGACAACUGGUUCGGCUGCGCUGCUGAGGAGGUCAUCAGCUACUCGAUGUCCGUCCCGCACCAGAUGGGUGUGCGUGACCUCGAGAGGUUCGGUGGCGAUCCUAAAUUGCAGACCAGCAUCCUCGAGCAAAAGUGGUUGACGACAGCCAGACUACUGCAAGCUCAGCAAGUGUGGCUCGCAACCGGCCGGCGACCACAGCCGGUCUUCUACCGUGUGCCGUCCCCCUUUCUGCAGGUUCGACUCCGCCGCAAGGCCCCAGGUAUUGGCCGGGAAGGCUUCAUCAGAGACGAAGACUUUCGAGUGCAGAGCCAGUUCGAUUUCGAGUUUGAAAAGGUCGUAGUCGCAGAGGAGGAGGACGUCCAGCGGCCUUAUCCAAAUAUGCUUGAGGUCCACCCCGAGACCUCGAUUCCUGACCGGCUGAUCACCGGCCCCUGGGUCGAGGAGGAUCUGAGACUGCUGUUCUGGCUGGGGAGGGCCGGCGCCACCAUGUCCGAGAACCAGUCCUGGGAACUCGUCGUCGAGGCGCUAGACCGCAUGAUUGCUCUGGCGAGGCUCAGCAAGCUCGGGUCGCCAGAUCACGAAGACACGCGUGCCAUGGUGGGCCGGAUCGUGAGACUCUUUGAGCUGUUUGAUAUAUGGACAAAGCUGCCGGCGCGGGAGUGGGCGGAGCUGGAGAAGACACCCAACCUCGGCUGGUUGAGCGACGUACUGCGCACAAAUUCAUCAAGACAGUCGGUUUAGGGCGAAGAGAUCAAGUGAUAUGACAGUAUGAUGACUAGGAGCCUGAUGAUGAAUAUUAUAUGAAUUAAUGGACUUGUACAAAGCAACAAAGUACAUAGGCUACAAGAGCCAGAUAGGCCAACUACAUAUCGGAGCAAAACGCAUGUACAUGG
Molecule: messenger RNA, 1232 nt
Organism: Pyricularia grisea
Lineage: Eukaryota; Fungi; Ascomycota; Sordariomycetes; Magnaporthales; Pyriculariaceae
Exons: 2
Coding region: 1-1080 (359 amino acids)
Source: RefSeq, a predicted model, not a curated record